AUUAAGUUCGACAGACGAUAAAAGGUUUUAUAUUUAACCGAAGGUGGUAACACUAUAAUGCUCUAUAUAAACCAGGGAACGUGGGGGGUUCAUUUAGCCGUUGAUUAUUCAGAGUAGAGCAAUCCCGUUAUUUCUAAGGAAAUCACCGAUGGACAGAAGUUUGAUAUUGGCCUGGAUUUUGGUCCUCUGCACGGCAACGUCUCCAUUGUGUUGCAAAGGCUAUUACUCCAACAGCGUCCUUUAUGUUCCUCCUGCAAAGAAAGUAACCUAUCUCCACUUCUUUUUACAUGACACUAUGAGCGGUAAAAACCCUUCUGCAGUGAUGGUAGCCCGUCCAAACAUGACAACCGCCUUCAACAAAGCACCGCCGGCCUUCGGCAGCGUGUUCGCGACGGAUGAUCCACUCACCGUUGGUCCUGACCUAACAUCAGAGGUCAUUGGAAAUGCUCAAGGCCUCUGGGCGUUGACUGGCCAAAACGUUCCAUGUCUGACAGUGUACUGGGAUCUUGGGUUUACUCAGGGUAAAUUCAAUGGUAGCUCUAUCAGCGUUUUCUCAAGGAAUCCAAUUACACAGACGGAGCGUGAGCUAGCGGUGGUCGGAGGGAGAGGAAAGUUCAGGAUGGCGACAGGGUUUGCAAAGCUUAAGACUUACUUCGUGAAUUUUACGAGUGGUGAUGCCAUCGUGGAGUAUAAAGUGACUGUGAUUCAUCACUAAGAUGACAUUUGCCAGUUGUCUUCCAUGUUUGUCUAGUAAUUUUUUUUUUUUUUUAUUUCUACCAAUAAGGUUGGCUCCCUGAUUGCUUAUGGUGGGUUUGCAUUUACUACUUACCGGGCGUUGACAGAUUGUAGGGACUGAGCUGAUUCAUAUACCAUGAUGUUCAUUUGUUUGGUGUUUAGCCCACUCUAGGGCAGAGAUUAUUUCCCUUUUAUGAGCUGAUUUGAUCUUUUCUAAUAAAAUCAAUUCUCUCAUUGAA
Messenger RNA from Theobroma cacao (cacao), 974 nucleotides. Lineage: Eukaryota; Viridiplantae; Streptophyta; Magnoliopsida; Malvales; Malvaceae. The record is from RefSeq and is a predicted model, not a curated record.